ACCUCUCAUCCGGACCAAAAGAGAGCAUAUAUAACCUGGCGCCGAUGCCCAAGCAAAGCUUCGCUCCUGUAGCAGAACCUGAGCGUGCGCGGUACACAUCUGAACGCAGCGAGCCCGUGUCCACGACGCCGAUCUGUCCGACGGUGCAGCCUCACAGCCUCUUGGCGGCAUCGGCGGCGGCACACCUCUUUAACGUGAUCGUCGGGACUCGGAUGGGCUUUUGAGCAGUCGCGAUGAUUCCGUUGGGGCUGUGCGCCUCUCUGCUCUUGAGCCGCGUCGAUGGGAAGGCGACGCGCGCACCCAGCCGGGCUGCUGCUGGUGCUGAUGGCAAGUGGCUCGGGGUGCUGCUGCUGCUGUUGAUGGCGCUGUGCGGUGGAAACGGGGCCAGCAUCUUGCCCUAUAAAUUUGCCCACGCCGGCGUCUGCCCCAACGAUCUCAACCCGAACCUGUGGGUGGAUGCGCAGAGCACCUGCAACAGGGAGUGCAACGGAGACCAGGACUGCAUGGCCCUGGAGAAAUGCUGCGACAACGUGUGCGGCCUCAAGAGCUGCGUGACGGCGCGCUUCCCCGAGGGCGAGCCCAUCAUCCAGGACGAUCUGGCCUCGUGCUACUCAUUCCAGUGCCCCCAGCAGGGCGCCGAGUGCGACGUGUGGGAGGGCAAGCCCACGUGCAAGUGCAAGGACCGCUGCGAGAAGGAGCCCAACUUCACCUGCGCCUCGGACGGCCUCACCUACUACAACAAGUGCUACAUGGACGCCGAGGCGUGCGUCAAGGGCGUCACGCUCACCGUCGUGCCGUGCAAGUACUACACCAUGGGGCCCAAGACGAGCCCGAGGCCCAACGAGACCGCCGUCACGCCGGCGACGCUCAACGCUCCCACCACGUACGUGACCCCUAUCCGGCCGGCCCUGGUCGCCAAGCCGGCGCAGCAGUCCGUGUACCUGGGCGGCACUGUGAGCUUCCACUGCGACGUGAGCGGGCAGCCCAAGCCGGACAUCACCUGGGAGAAGCAGGGCGAGGGCGAAAAGAACAUGAUCAUGAGACCCGACCACAUGUACGGCAACAUGGUGGUGACCAACAUCGGCGAGCUGGUCAUCUACAAUGUGAAGCCUCCCAACGCCGGCAUCUACACCUGCACGGCGCGCAAUACAGCGGGGCUGUUGAGGGCCAACUUCCCGCUGUCCAUCAUGCGCAACCCGCACACCUUCAGCAAAGACAUGGAGGAGUUCCCCAUCGAAGAGUGCCUCAAGAUGCCGGACCGCGAAGACUGUGGCGGCAAGACCCAGACGGUGUGGUACUUCGACGUGAAGAGGAACGGUUGCUUCACGUUCUCGCACAGCCAAUGCAACAACAGCCUCAACCGCUUCAUCACCUACGAGGAGUGCAAGAUGGCGUGCAUGACCAACAUCAACAACACAUGCUCGCUGCCCGUGCAGCAGGGACCCUGCAAGCACUGGGCGCUACGCUGGGCCUACAACCCGCUCAUCAAGCGCUGCCAGUCCUUCAUCUACGGCGGCUGCGAAGGCAAUGAGAACAACUUUAAAAGCCAGGAGGUGUGCGAGGAUAACUGUCCUUUUCCGCACGGCCGCCAGUGCAGGGCUUGCAAGUCGCGAAACAAGAUCGCGCGCAGUUUCUGCCUUUCCGAUUUUGCUAUCCUGGGCCGCAUGGCUGAACUGACGGAGGACGGCACCUCGGGGGUGGCGAGGAUCAUCGUGGACGAAGUGCUGAAGGACGAGAAGAUGGGCCUCAAGGUGUUCAACACGAAGCACCUGGAGGUGACGCUGCUGCACAUCAACUGGGAGUGCCCCUGCCCAAACGUGACGGUGUCGGAGGAGCGCCUGCUCAUCAUGGGCCAAGUGUACGAGGGCAUGGCCGUGCUGUACCCAGACAGCUUCGUGCAGGCAGCCAUCGAGAGACGCACGAAGAAGAUUUACGAAAUGAUUUCAAAGAAUGCGUGCGACAAUUUGCAGCGCGUCGUCGAUUAGUUUCCAUUCACUAUUUGUUUUUUGAUCUCAGUUUGGUGGGAGGUUAAACUCAACCUACGUUCAACAUUAGAGGACACUUUAAAAUCAUAAGCCAGGGAGGGGGGAACCCGUGCCUCACCAGCUGCAUAUGGCCCAUUAUUUAAUAUCAUUUGGCCCAUGGCCGCUUCGGGACGGCCCACAAACGAUACUGAUCCAUCACUUGUAUACAUCUAAGUCGCACUAAUCGGAUACUGGAGGGGAAAUUUGUCAACCUGACAACAUUUUUUGCUUUAACUUUAGCACGAUUUGUGAGGGCCUCUUGAUUUUCGAUCAAUAGAAAAAGGUUUCCCAUUCCACAAUCCACCAGGUUUUGUAUUAGCACACACCAGAGGGUGCUCUGAAAGUUUUACGUCAAUUAAAUUGGCCUGCAGAGUUAAGCCAAUGAUUUUAGUACGAGGAGGGUAACAUAUGCGCACAUUGAAUGACCACACAGGGUGAAGUUGCUGGCGCUUUAAUACAGUGCUAACUCAUUGUGAAGAAGUAGAUUUUUUUUGAGUAGGUGAAACAUUUAACAAGUCUUUGAGUGAAAUAUUUAAAGUUUAAGUGGCUCAUCGGACAUGGGCCGUGGAGCCAUUAAUGUAACCAAUGGGCUGCUAUUUUUUAAUUUUAAUUGAAUGCAUAAUUUACACAUUUGAAUGAUGAAAAUAGAACAGAGGUGUGAAGUUCAAACACUAAAUAGAUACCCAUUGAAAGACAUCAAGUCUGCAUUAACCACACAUACUUGUGGUAAAAACAAAAAAUGCAAACAAAUAUGCUUUAAUGAUAUAUGCACUGUCCUUGAAACUGAUUGGCCUCACCAGAGACAACGUCUUUCAUGGCUUUGUCUCACGAGGGCGACAGACCAAAGGCUGUCAAAAGGCAAACAGUACAAGGACAAUGCAAACACCAAAGUAUUAAUAGCUCGGGUGAAGCAGUUAUAUCUACGGGACCCUAUAAUAUUAAAUGAUUUUAAAAAUACCUUGUUUUAUAAUUCAUUAUCUUGAUACUGCCAAAAGGGUCCCAUCGAUAUUAUUUACACCUAUUUAAGCACAGCUUUGAUACGUUACAUGAUUAGCAUUAAGUAACUUUAUAUGGUUUAUCAUUAGUAGUGUGAUAUUGUAGCAGUACAAAUUAAAGCAUAUGAUUGUAGCAGUAUGUAGUAUGCAUUAACUGCAGUAAGACUGUUUUUCUUGUAUUUAAGACUCAUGUUUCUGUUUCCCCCCGAUAUUAACUUAAGAUAUUGUUUUGCAUCGUGCCACUAAAUAUCAAAGUACCGUUACAUUCCUACACCUCUUACAGAAUUAUCGCCAUAUCUGUAACUUUGCCAUCAUCGAACAAAUGAAAGUAUUACGGAUUUGACAUAUUCUUUACAAGCGGUGAAGUAACAACACGAGUCCUAUAUUCAAUUACUGUACAAUGAAAACAUCAAAACUAUAAAAUAACGAUUGUACCGCACGUGUUGGCUACCAUGAUGUACGACGUUCACUUCCUGAAGCUCUCGGAUCGUAAGGCUGAAAGCUUCAUAACAAAGGUUUUUUGUGGAUUCGAUCGCAUAAAUAAAAGUGUGUCGUGAAACCUGCCACUACCGACAGAGCUAGUUAGUUAGGGGUUGUCACGUAAACGAAAGUUGCCAGUUAGUUGCUACUUCACAACACCGGUGUGUUGGAAAGUAAAUCAACAACAUUUACAAUUGACCUACCGUGACGUUUUGUACUCUGUACCCCAUAACGGCGAAAAUCUACGCAGCAGCAUAAAACUAGGAAGUAAUUUGUAGGGAACUAUUUGUGUAUUUCAUGUUUUGCUUUAAUGCCACACAUAUAAAACAAGACCUAUUCACUACCAUAUUUUGUUCUAGAGUACGUAUUCACACUCGUAUUUAAACAUUUAAUGAGGAUAACAACCAUUUUAUUCAUAAUACACUUUUUGGGUUUAGAUCGCGUUAUUUAUAAAUGUGUCGUAACCCUCCACCACCCGACACGGCCAAACAGUAAAACAUGUGUCACGUUUACUAAAGAUAAAUAGUUCACUACAUCAUUCUAGAUUUUUUUAUUUUAUUUUUUCACCUACGUGACUUUACCGAAAGUACCAAAGAGUAUGAUUUAACAUCAUUUACAAUUUUUGAGUACAACGUUUCGCUGGUAAUUACCAGCGUCAUCAUUUACCAUUUUUGAGUACAACGUUUCGCUGGUAAUUACCAGCGAAACGUCGUACUAACAAAAAUUGUUAAUGAUGUUAAACCACUCUUCAACACACCAGUUGGCUAAAGUAGUGAACUAUUUGUCUUUUGUUAACGUGACACAUUUUUGCUGAUUGGCCGGGUGGAGGGUUACGACACAUUUGUAAAUAACGCGAUCUAACCCAAAAAAGUUUAUUAUGAAUAAUAUUGGUCGCGAAAGCCUACGUGUUAAAGGAACCAUUUUAUUGAUGAUCCAUAUAUUGUAUGUUGUGUUUUGUACAGUAGAUUCUUUUUUACAUGCAUUAUUGAAAUGAACAACAAUAAA
Lethenteron reissneri (Far Eastern brook lamprey) is the source of this 4504-nucleotide messenger RNA. Its product is annotated as WAP, Kazal, immunoglobulin, Kunitz and NTR domain-containing protein 2-like. Gene Ontology annotation, molecular function: transforming growth factor beta binding; receptor antagonist activity; serine-type endopeptidase inhibitor activity. NCBI's taxonomy places the organism in Eukaryota, Metazoa, Chordata, Hyperoartia, Petromyzontiformes, Petromyzontidae. Gene Ontology annotation, biological process: transforming growth factor beta receptor signaling pathway. Gene Ontology annotation, cellular component: extracellular region. The record is from RefSeq and is a predicted model, not a curated record.